Molecule: messenger RNA, 3691 nt
Organism: Salvelinus sp. IW2-2015
Lineage: Eukaryota; Metazoa; Chordata; Actinopteri; Salmoniformes; Salmonidae
Product: protein SET
Biological process (GO): nucleosome assembly
Cellular component (GO): chromatin; nucleus
Molecular function (GO): chromatin binding; histone binding
Source: RefSeq, a predicted model, not a curated record
GCGGCGUACUGUAACCAAUCACCGGAUUGUUUUCCUAUCUCGUAACGUAAUAAACAUCKCGGCCGGAGAAAUAGUGAGGGAAAGGAGAAAUGUAAACAAUUUCAGGACUCUGUGGAAUUAUAAACCAGGACUUUAUUCAAUAUAAUACUUUAAAAAAAAUAAUGCACAAUUAGUGCUAAAUUAAUAUCUUGCUUUUAAGAGAACGGGACCUAGUUGUAACACGAAUAACACACGCAAGCUAGCUAGCUCGCGCUACAGUACUGUAGGCCUCUAGCUAAAUUUACGCGGAAAAGGAACUUGCUGUUUAUAGAAAAUACGAGCUAGUAGCUAGCUAGUAAUUUGUGCAGCGAACAAGGUAGCUAGUUGUAUCUAGCUAUUUAAACAUUUCCACUAACGUUACCCUGUCGGCUAGUUAACUAAUUUGUAGGCUAUUGCGUUGGCUAGCGCAGCAGACUAAUUGGCAGAAAUGAGCGAAAAAACGAGGUACAGCAAAAAGUCUGCAGACUCCGCACCGAAGAAACGAUGUCAGUCCGACGAGCAGGGUGGCCAGUCCCCUCUUCCAAGUAAGUUAGCCAAAGUGGACGGAGAGGUGUCCAGUGAAUUACCAUCGAAUUCUCAUGGAAACAAAAAUGGGGAAGAUGGCGAUAAAGUAACAGCCAUAGAAGAGAAGAAUGGUGGAAAUGAGGAGAGUGGACUAGAUCUAAAAAAGGGACCCGGGGGGGGGAUUUGUGCAGCUGUCACUGCCAAUAACCCAUCCAGCGCUGAUGCACAUGUCCGCGCCGCCAACAGUGCUCUUUUAUCGGGUGCACCAGUCUCUAGCGAUGCAAAGGAAGUAAAAACCCUGGGAAGUGCUGGUGCUGGAGAUUGCCGACCCUCAACUUCACUGGACCAGUCUGAUUCGGCCGCUAUAGCAGCCGCCGAGGCACUUGCUAGUCUCACAGGAGCAGCUGCGGGUGAACAAACAUCCUUUUCCUCCAAAAAAGUUGGACAUUAUGAGAGAAUGGGACACAAAGGUAAGCGUGGUGACCAGGAGUCCUCAAAGGAACGAUCAAAACCUGAAAGGGGUCUUCACACACAGGCAGCAGCGGCAGACAGCUCUACCUCACUGCGUGGAGUUGGCAGGGAGGAUGCCGAGAACAUGCCCGAUGCGGACGAGGAAGACGACUCAAUACCCGGAUCUUCGUCCACACCGAGUUCCUCUUUCCCUUCAGAUAAUGAUGAUGAUGACGGGGAGUGCGCUAUAGUGUCAGUGAAGAUGGCCCCGGAGAUCCGACAGUCAGUGGCCCUUCUGGCGCAGGUACAGAUGAGGCUGGACGCUCUGGAGAAGAAAGGUGCGCGGCUCCACCAGCGGCUAGAGCUGAAACUGAGCCGCCAGCGCCGUCCACACGUGGACCAGCGUAGCUCCAUCAUACAGGCCAUCCCCGGCUUCUGGGUCACGGCAUUAUUGAACCACCCUCAUCUCUCUGCUCACAUCGACAAAACAGAUGAAGGCGCUCUCAGUUACAUGACCAACCUUGAAAUUGAAUCCUUCAAGACCAACAAGCUUGGUUACAGAAUCGGGUUCCACUUCAAACGGAAUCCUUACUUCCAGAACAACAUCAUCGUGAAGGAGCUCCACCUUGGAAUGGCAGGAUCUCCAGUGUCUUUCUCCAACCCCAUCCUGUGGCACCGCGGGCAGAACCUGACGCUUCACAGUGAGCCCAGGAGGUCGGGACGCGGCGUCUACCAGACUUUCUUCAGCUGGUUCAGCGACCACGCCAGUCCUGGCCGGGACGACAUAGCACAGAUUCUGAAAGAUGACCUUUUCAGAAACCCUCUCAGAUACUAUUUGACUCCACUGUGGGAACCCAGGCAGAAUGGCAGCACCAGUGGGCCCAAGCCAGCUGACAACAGCAACAGGGAGGAUUGUGUGGUGAUCUCUGACUCGGAUGAUGAUGAUGAAGAAGAGCAGGCUAAGUCUGGACGAGGUCUUAGCAGGGAAGAGGAGAAUGAAGAUGAGGACGAGGAGCAUGGGGGCCGAGAUGCAGAAUCAGAUGAAAGCCCAGAGGAGGAUGAUGACGGAGAGGUUGCAAUAGACGGCUCUGAUGACAGCGACCAGGAUGCCAGAGAGGAUGAGGACUCAUCGUACGGAGAGAAGGAUGAAGAGGUGGACGUGGAAGACGUGGAUGAAUCACGAGGUCGCAAGGUCAGAGACCAAGAUAAAGAGGAGGAUGUUGAGGUGGACGAAGAAGAGGAUGAGAGCUAAGAUUGUUUGUUCUUUCCAAUUUCCAUUUUUUCUUAUUAUGCACAAAAUAUCAAUUAUUGUUAAUACAUUCUAAAUGCUUGACUGCAUUUUAAAAUCAGGGUAAAUAAAAAAAAUCCAGGACACCAUGUUUUGACUAUAUUUUACUGUAAUCUUUGUUGGAUUUUUUUCGUAAAGAUUCUUUAUUACUGGGGUCUCAAAUUCGAAGGAUUGUAACUUAAUCAUGCAUUAGAUCUUGACUCAUUCAUUCAGUUUACUCUUAUUGUUAGAGCUACUCAACACAAAACAAAAAUAAUACCAGUACAAUAAUAUUCUACGAGGUUUGAGACCCCUGAUUGAAUUUUGUUAAUACUGCCAAGAUUUGGUAGAAUCUCUUGUUGCAAAUGGUCCAAUAAAACAAUACUAGAUAUUUUACUGACAGGUAUCAGUGAUCACGUCUUCAACUCAAUUUAUCUUGGACUUUUCCUAUUGUAAAUCUGAUCUUUGACGAGGUAAAAAGUAGAUUUUCAUAGAGGUUGUAAUAUUAUUCCCAACACAUCUCGGAUGCACUUCCUACUGAACCAAAUCUUGUUCUCAGGGAUGACCUAGUCGUGAGUGUUUUCAUGGAAGGAAACUUAUAGAUUUUUGAGACCAUAUACUACUAUAUAAUUUCUCACACUCCUGCCAUUGUUUGGGUGUAUCUGUGUAAAAUAAGUUUACUCUACAGUAGUUUGUGUUAUUUUAAUAAGGUAAAUAUAGGUAAUGUCUCCUGUGUUUUCACGCCUUUCCUAUCAUAAACUUAGUGUGUAGCUGUGCACCCAUAUUAAUUAAUAUUCACACAUGUUUAUGUUUUUCAAUUCUUUAAGUAUAUUUUAAUAUUCAUUGAGUUAUUUGGGUGGAAUCACACAUUAUUGUUAUAUUUUGAGCUUGUUGCAUCCAUGCAUUCAAAAAUGUUUGCUUUUUUGCUUUUGUGUAACUUAGAAACUGUUAUCGUCACAUUUUUGUGUUUUUUGAUAAAUAACUGUCUAUCAAAGUAAGUUAAGUCAGAAUGAUGACAUUUAACAGUUUGAAAGAUUCUGUAUAGAGCAAAUAUUUGCAGUGACUGUUGCCUCAAAGGCAUUGACGAGUGUGAUCCGACAAAGUAACAGAACUGUAGCCCAGGGCAGCUCUUAAACUACUGUAACAAUGAUAGCUAGUGGUUUUAUGUUGUUUCUUUUCCACACAGACUGAUGGCAUUGGCAUGUACAUAUUUAAACUUAACUUUGUGUGCAGAGUUUGGAUCUGUUAAGCUUAAAUCAUUACCUGUAGCCAUCUGGAAUUUGACAAAUAGGGUACAUUAACAAAAAGUUAUAUUUUGUGUGCUGAAUUAUUUUAUAGUAUGCUAUAGUUCUGAAGAAAACGUGUUUUGUUUUUUAAGAUAAAAUAAUGUCUGCAUUUUAAAUCCGACUUAAUUAAAUAGCAAGUUAUUUA